This is a messenger RNA of Aphanomyces astaci, 1860 nucleotides long. RefSeq lists its product as hypothetical. The transcript has 3 exons. The coding region runs from base 618 to 1619 and encodes 333 amino acids. Gene Ontology annotation, molecular function: zinc ion binding; nucleotidyltransferase activity; nucleic acid binding. Gene Ontology annotation, biological process: RNA 3'-end processing. The record is from RefSeq and is a predicted model, not a curated record. Lineage: Eukaryota; Oomycota; Saprolegniomycetes; Saprolegniales; Verrucalvaceae.
GCGGCAGGCAGGCACUUGGCAUUUUUUGCCGCCCCCGCUCUCAUCUUCUUUCGCCUUCUCUGUGUCUCGCCCGGCUGCGAACAUGGCGCGCUAGACGACCCAAAACGAACGACAUGGACCAACUCGACUCAACUUGCUACAUCUGUGAGUACUCGAGUCGACAUCUAUCAUCAUGGGAGCCAUCAACAGCGUGCGACGAUUGACCAUCCAGUGCCUUGGGUUGCUGGAAGCACUUGAGCCCACCACCGUGGAAAUCGAGAACAAAGCGACGGCCAUUCACGUCAUGCAAUCAUUGAUUCGAGACAAGUGGCCUCAUCUGACCCUUCGACCGUUCGGGUCGUCUGAAAAUGGGUUUGGGUGCGGCUCGAGUGACCUCGACAUCGGCGUGUUCUUCGAUCCGCCUGCGCUCGUCAACUCGCUGUCAUGGAAUGAUCGCCUCCAAGUCCUGGCCUCCAUCGCGUCCAUCCUGACCUUGCACGACGGCAUGGAGCUGCAUCAGUUUAUUUUUCAUGCGCGGGUGCCGCUGGUGAAACUAUGGGACAGCCGGCGCAAGCUUGCCAUCGACAUUAGCAUUGGCAGUAGCCAUGCUGUGGGCAACACACUUCUGUUGAAACGAUAUGGCGAGAUGGAUCCCCGCGUACGCCCCCUGGUCUUUGCCGUCAAACACUGGGCCAAGCAGCGCGGCCUCAACGACGCGUCCAACGGCACCCUCAGCUCAUACGGUGCCGACCUCUUUCUUCUUCCUCCAUCAUGUGGUUAACUCACUGGAACCCUUUGUAGCUUGGAUCAUGCUGGUGCUGUUCUUUUUACAGUCCCGAGGCAUCCUGCCUGCCUUGAACCCCACAGACGAAUCUGACGACUGCGCUAGUAGUAGCUUGACAUCUCCGACCAGCUGUAGCAGCGGCGGUAGCCACUCUUCCGUUUCUAGCUCGCCGCCCAGCGACCACCAGCAGUGCAUCCACCCCAUAUUAUGCAGCCAUCCACCUACUACUCCACCAAGUGGCAUGCUCUCGUCCACCAGUGGCGGGGAGUCGGUGGGGUCCCUUCUCGUCGGGUUUUUUCAAUUCUACGCGUUCGACUUUGACUAUCGCUGCGACGUGGUGAGUUUGCGAUGUGGUCAGGCACUGCCCAAGCAUGCCAAAUGGGGGCUCGGGCUCGGCACGUGGCGCUUCUCCAUUGAAGAUCCGUUGGACGUGCAUCAUGACGUCGCCCGCGUCAUCUUUCACCCGAAAGGCCAGGCGCGCCUCCUCGACGAACUUCGCCGCGCCGCCGCCAUGACCACCAUGGCCACGUGUCAGCUGGACGACUUGUGCGCGGCUCCGUCGUCGUCGAGUUGCUUUAUCUGCGAUGCGCCAGGUCACGCCCCUCGCGACUGUACAGCUUCCUCCUCGUCCUCCAUCAACAUGCCGCCGCCCCCGAGGAACCUCUCGACGAUAUCGUCGGACAGUUCCAUAGGAAGUCCUACGACCGCCACGCGAAGUCCAUUGCCGCCGCCGCCGCCGCUGCGAGCCGUGCCGCCCCACGCCAAAAUGCUCAAACGACCACGACGGCGCUCCAAGUCGAAAGGCGGCGCGAAAAAGAAACUUCUCGUCGCGUGGCGCAGCACCGUCGGGUCGUGAAAUACACACAAAAAUGAUUUCUAGUUUAUUUAUUGUAUUCAAAGUGCAAACCAUGAUUUGGCAAUAAUACUGUAUGGUGUCAGGAGUACUUACUGUAGCACUGGUUUGUAGGGACGCUAAAGUAGUACUAGUAUUAGUAUGUUAUAGCAUACUAGUACGUACUACCCGGCGGCUGGCGAAAGAAGUAGAUAGGUCUGUCGAGUAGAGUACCAUCGAACUCGAAAGUCCAGCGAUCGCACAG